GCCUGUUGCUGCUGGCUCGCAAGCGCCUCCUGCCGCUGCUCCGGCGCCUGGGGGCCCGCCUGACUUCUGAGCAGUCCCGCGAAGCCAUCCUCACCUGCCUGCUCUGCCUCCUCAACCUGCGCAAGAAGGUGGACGGCGCCUGAAACGGACUCAGGGAGGGAGAGAGGGAGGGAGUCGCCGGCACCCCUCCCCCCAAAUUUUCGGGGCUCGGAAGUGGCAAUCCCGGCACCCACCUGUCACAGCCCCGGAGCGGAGCCUGUUUCGGAGGGAAGCGAGACGUAUCCUCCCAGCGCCCGUUUCCCCCAUCAGAAGCGGCGUUUGGCUUCUCGUGGGAAAGAGGGCGCUCUUCCAAGCCAAGAGAGAAGGCGAGCUCAAGAAGUAUUUACCAACUGCACUCCUCUCAAGGGGAAGAUUAAAUUUUUUGAUCUCAUUUCUUAAGAUCCGCCCCCCCCCCCCAAAAAAAAACAUUCCUCCCAACUUCCAGGCACUCUGAAUAAUUUUUCUCCUCUUUGCUCAGUAAGCCAAGACCAAGUUCCCUCCCUCGAUUCUGCCUUCUCUUUCUCCCCGCCUUUGUUUUCCGGCAAAAACUGAUCGAUGAGUGAGUGACUUCCUCACAGAGCUAACUACCACUGCCCAGAAACCUUGGCUUGGUGGCAGCUGUGUAACUUCUGCUAGAAAACCAAAGGAGGUUUGGAAGUCCCCUCUGAACAUUUGAAGGAGAAGUUUCACUUGUGAGGGAGCUCACAAACUGGACGCCUGAGGGAAAAGAAGAGCAGAAUGGAUCCAAUGGGACACAGUCUCCACCUCUGAGUUUUCUUGCAUGGGAUGGAAAAGCCAAGGCAAACCUUGUCACUUCUGAUUUUGUGUUUCUUUCUAUGUUCUCCUACCAAAAGCAGUGGGGGUUUAUCAAGACUUGGGUCCUAGCAUUUUUCUAGGGCCCCUUUAAGGCUUGUGCUAGGGAGACAAUGUCCGGUAGCACGGCAAGGAAGGUCCAACCGUUCACGAUUAGCACCAAAUUAUCUCUACCCAAGUGUUCCCUGGAAUUUCCAAGAGACAGCUGUACUGACAUUCCUCUCGAUGCUCUGAAUAACCAUGACUUGCACCAAAACCUCAAUGAGUGUGUUUCCCUGUAUCUGGCUCAGACGUCUCUGGAGCCUGCUGGAGAAAGAUUUAAAAGUGCUAGUCCUAUUGAAGAAGUGGUCACCAAUGAUGAUUGCAUCAAUAGCAAUUCGCUGUCUCGUUCCAUUAAGAAGAUUACUUUGUCCAACUGGCAUGGAAAAGGUGGUUUAGGGGAAGAAGGGAUAUUCAGGGGCCCUUCCCACACCAGUGCAGAGAAAAACUACAACAACAACAACUGCAAAGCAGGAAAAGCACAAUUCAAGGUGUUUCUCAGAAAAGAAGUGGAACCCAAGGAAGAAAAACAGAAUGUGAGAAGCCCCCAGACUGGUGACUAUUGUCUAGUUGGCAGAGUUGCACCUUUUGUGACUGCAAGCACUGCUGCUGCAUCCCCUUGGAAAGAGAGUACCAAAAACACCAAACCAGGCACAGUAGUGGAGCUGAAGCCCUGCGCAGAAAGCAGCACAGGAGUGGAAGACUUCUCCAAGUGGAGCCUCCUCCUAGCCCAGUUCAACUGUGACAUGGUGCAGGCUGAAAAAUGGAUGCAAGGAAAACUCCAUGACCUGAAGGAUGGUUGCAGAUUUCAGGAAUGGGAACGGAUAGCUCAAAUAUUACAGAGAGAGAUGAAGGAUUUUGAGAAUACCAUCAUCAAACUGAACCAGAUGGGUGAACAACUGAUGAUCCAACCAAAAUCCAGCACAGAGGUAGAGAGACGACUUCAGACCCUGCAAGAACAAUGGCAAUUGCUGAAGCACAUGGCAACAAAUCAGACUAAAACAGUCGUUGGCUUCAAGAGUCUACAAGAGUUCAACCAGAAAGCUGAACAACUAGAAGCCUGGAUCAGGCAGAAGGAAGAGAAGCCUUUGCUAGCUAUUUUAUUGCAAGAGAAGGCAGAUAAGGUACAAAUUACUCGGCAGAUCCUUGACUUAAAGCAGGAGGAGCUACAAUUCCAAGCUGUGCAUGAGGAAUUGAAUAGCCUGGCUCAGAAGCUUGAGAAACAAGGGAAGAGUGAAAGCAAAAGUAUCAUGGCACGACGCAAGUACCUGAAUAAAAUGUGGCUUCAGCUCCAGAGGACAUUAAAGGAACAUCAUGAAACCCUGCAGCAGGCACUAGAAGCAGCUUCUUUUCUCCAGCAAGCAGAUGUGCUCCUUUCAGUCAUCCAUGCAAAGUUGAGGCAUCUUUAUGGAGAAAGAAAACAGAAUGAAUUUGAGUCAACUCCAGACAUGGAUAUCCGGGAUAUUGCCAGCCAGGUCAUG
Messenger RNA from Thamnophis sirtalis, 2372 nucleotides. The record is from RefSeq and is a predicted model, not a curated record. Lineage: Eukaryota; Metazoa; Chordata; Lepidosauria; Squamata; Natricidae.